UCCGCGUCGGUCACUGGGUGGGUCGGAACGCGCGGCCGAGGCAGGUGCGGGACGGGCGGGCGGUGUCCUCGCCCGGCCGCCUGGCCUCGGUGGCUGCGGCGUCCUCGCGGCCCCGUGCUGGGCGCUCGCCGGCUGUGGGUGGGCGCGCGUCCCCGGAGGCGCCCUGACCGGCCCCGUCACGCCCCAGCCAGGCCGGGUCGGAGCCGCCCACCAUGGGCUGGGGCGCGCCUGGAGGCUGCACCCCGCGCCCUCCCAUCCGCCCGCGGCCGGCGCCCGAGCGCCGCGUGGUCACCGCGGUCUUCCUGGGCCUGCUGCUGGACCUCCUGGCCUUCACGCUGCUGCUGCCCCUGCUGCCCGCGCUGCUGGAGAGCCACGGCCGCGCCCACGACCCUCUCUACGGCUCGUGGCAGCGCGGGGUGGACUGGCUUGCCACCGCCAUCGGGAUGCCCGCGGAGCAGCGGUACAACAGCGUCCUGUUCGGAGGUCUGAUUGGCUCAGCCUUCUCCGUCCUGCAGUUUCUCUCGGCGCCCCUCACCGGCGCCGUCUCUGACUGCCUGGGGAGGCGCCCGGUGAUGCUGCUGUCCCUGACUGGUCUGGCCACCUCGUAUGCCGUGUGGGCCACCUCUCGGAGCUUCAAAGCCUUCCUGGCUUCCAGGGUGAUUGGGGGCAUCAGCAAGGGGAACGUUAGCCUCUCCACAGCCAUAGUCGCUGAUCUGGGCUCGCCACCUGCCCGCAGCCGAGGCAUGGCAGUCAUCGGGGUGGCCUUCUCACUGGGCUUCACGCUGGGCCCCAUGCUCGGCGCCUCCCUGCGGGUGGAGACAGCACCCUGGUUUGCCCUCCUCUUCGCGGUCUCCAACUUGCUGUUCGUCUUCUGCUUCCUGCCUGAGACACUGCCCCCAGAGAAGCGGGCGUCCUCUGUCUCCCUGGGGGUCCACGCCGCUGCUGACCUGCUCAGUCCCCUGGCCCUGCUCCGCUUCUCAGCCGUUGCCCGAGGCCAGGACCCACCCACUGGAGACAGGCUGGGCAGCCUGCGCCGCCUGGGCCUGGUCUACUUCUCCUACCUCUUCCUGUUCUCGGGCCUGGAGUUCACGCUGAGCUUCCUCGUGCACCAGCGCUUCCAGUUUAGCAGGCCAUCUUGCUGCUGGUACCUGCCUUCCUCCUCAUUGGCUGGGGGCACUCUCUGCCCAUGCUGGGCCUGGGGCUGCUGCUCUACUCCUUUGCCGCUGCGGUCGUGGUGCCCUGCCUGUCCACUGUGGUUGCCGGCUAUGGCUCGUCAGGGCAGAAAGGCACUGUCAUGGGCACUCUGCGGAGCCUGGGAGCCCUGGCUAGAGCAGUGGGGCCCAUGGUGGCUGCCUCAGUGUACUGGUUGGCUGGGGCCCAGGUCUGCUUCACCGUGUGCUCGGGGCUCUUCCUGCUCCCUUUCCUCCUCCUGCGGAAGCUGAGGCCUCCAGCACAGACGCUCAAGGCCGAGUAGCUGAGCUGCCGGUGCCCAGGCAGCAAGUGGAAGCUGGGGCCAAGACCACUACCCCCCUGACCUACUUCUUUCCACCCAGGGAGGCCCCGGGGAGGAGGGGCUAGGCACUGCCCUGGCCCUUCCCUCAGGGUGUGGCACCCCAACAGGAAGCCUGGGCAGCUCCCCCAGGCAGCCUUAUCUUCUGUCCUCUCACUCCUGGAGCUGCGGCUGUUUCACUCCAAGCAGGGUUAGUGACUCCAGGGCCCUCAAGGUUUCUGUUCGUCAGCAGCACAGGCCAUUGGCCUGCCUUCUGAAUGACACAAUAAAGCAGCUCUUUUAUACCA
Molecule: messenger RNA, 1797 nt
Organism: Cynocephalus volans (Philippine flying lemur)
Lineage: Eukaryota; Metazoa; Chordata; Mammalia; Dermoptera; Cynocephalidae
Gene: SLC75A1
Product: major facilitator superfamily domain containing 10
Exons: 11
Coding region: 213-1442 (409 amino acids)
Biological process (GO): transmembrane transport
Cellular component (GO): brush border membrane
Molecular function (GO): transmembrane transporter activity
Source: RefSeq, a predicted model, not a curated record